GCACUGUAUAGUAAAAGGGACAUAAGAAAUGGAUCUUAUGGUAAUUUAAUUGCCUGUCUCUUUAAAAACCCUUGUUCCCUUUGAGCUACUGCUCUCAAACCCUACAUACGGCUCAGCUGCUGCUUGCCCGCCCGCCUGCCCACAGGGUUUCAAGUGAUUAAAAAAGUGUUUACUUCAAAGCUUGUUGUCUAUUAGCAGCAAUGGCACCACCUAAAGAUUCGAAGAAGCCUGAUGCCAAGGCACAGGCAGUGAAGGCUGCGAAAGCAGUGAAGUCUGGACCAACAUUUAAGAAGAAGUCCCUGAAGAUCAGAACUAAGGUUACAUUCCACCGCCCAAAGACAUUGAAGAAGGAUAGGAGUCCCAAGUAUCCUCGCAUCAGUGCUCCACCAAGAAACAAGCUUGACCAGUAUCAGAUUUUGAAGUAUCCUCUCACAACUGAGUCUGCUAUGAAGAAAAUUGAGGAUAACAACACUUUGGUGUUCAUUGUUGAUCUCCGUGCUGACAAGAAAAAGAUUAAGGAUGCAGUCAAGAAGAUGUAUGAUAUUCAGGCCAAGAAAGUCAAUACCUUGAUCAGGCCUGAUGGGACAAAGAAAGCCUAUGUCAGAUUGACACCAGACUACGAUGCCUUGGAUGUGGCAAACAAAAUUGGAAUUAUCUAAUUUAGUUCCUGGUUCUUACUAGUUUUUUUCCUUUUGUUUUGUUCGAGAGUAAGGUAUUUUUGUUGUGACAUCAAACAAGGAAAUUUGCUAAAUUACUUUAAACUUUGUGGUACUGCAAUCUGAUUAUGCCCUCAUCUUUUUGAAACAUCA
Messenger RNA from Ricinus communis (castor bean), 809 nucleotides. RefSeq names its product 60S ribosomal protein L23a. Gene Ontology annotation, cellular component: ribosome; cytosolic large ribosomal subunit. The coding region runs from base 201 to 659 and encodes 152 amino acids. NCBI's taxonomy places the organism in Eukaryota, Viridiplantae, Streptophyta, Magnoliopsida, Malpighiales, Euphorbiaceae. The record is from RefSeq and is a predicted model, not a curated record. Gene Ontology annotation, molecular function: rRNA binding; structural constituent of ribosome. Gene Ontology annotation, biological process: translation; ribosomal large subunit assembly. The transcript is spliced from 4 exons.